GAGAACUCUAUGAAAUGUAUGUAGUAGUUAGUAAAAAAGUUACACACACACGAACAAGAAACCUUGGACCUCCUUCUUCCUACUCCUACACUUCCACCUCCUACACUGUAUAUCGCUACUAUCGACCAAUGCCGUAAAGCCCAAUGCAAUCUCCUUCCCAGAGAGAUUUAUACGGAGUACAGACCAAUCGAACCGAUCUUCUACACGUGACAGAUCUGGCGGUUGAAGCGGCCUGAGCGCGAUCCAGACGCGAUAGCCGAAACCUUAGAUAUCUCAACCACCACCUCUUCCGAGCUGCCAAUUUCCCUGGGCACAAGUCGAUUCUUGACAAAGCUAUAUUAUAAGGGAACCAUGGAAGGGAACGACCCAGAAAAAUACGAAGAGCUGCAUGUUCAUAAUGUUUACCAAGAAAUUGCAGACCAUUUCUCCUCCACACGAUACAAGCCUUGGCCGAUUGUCGAGCGGUUUUUAAAAGAACGCCCGCCAGGCUCAAUCGGCCUCGAUAUCGGCUGCGGGAAUGGCAAAUAUUUACCCGUCAAUUCCGACGUUUUCAUUGUUGCAUCAGACCGAUCCGAAGCCUUGGCACGGAUUGCCAGCAUGCAUUAUCCACACUCUUCGAUUGUCGCUGACAAUCUGAAUUUACCACAUCCGAAUGGGUUCUUCGACUUUGCCAUUUCCAUUGCAGUGGUACAUCACCUGUCAACGCCUGAGCGCAGAGUUAAAGCUAUUCAGUGUAUUCUGCAGACCCUCAAACCACCUCGAAGUGGGUAUGAAGGUGGCAAAGCUUUAAUCUACGUCUGGGCACUGGAACAGAAGAACAGCAGAAGGGGAUGGGAUGCUGGAGAUGACCAGGAUGUCAUGGUACCCUGGGUGAGAAAAGAAAAAAAAAGCGGGGACGACAAAUCCGAGGCUUCGACCAAGACCUUUCAUCGCUACUAUCAUUUGUACGAAUCGCAGGAGCUAGAACGAGAUAUCGCUGCUGCCGGUGGUCAAGUCUUGGAUCACGGAUAUGAAAAGGACAACUGGUGGGCUGUUGCAAACUUAAAACCAGUGGAUUGAAUUCAAACAAUAUAAGUCGCUACCGCUAUAUAAAGCAUCCAGUCUCGAGUUGGAGCGCAAUUGAACAUAUUGGGGGAGAUAAUAAAAAUUAAAUGGGAUAUUUAACGAAGAGUCAAAAAACUGAAAGCAACAAGCGAUAGGAAGGGAGUGGGAAGGAGAAGAAAGGAAUAAGAAGAGGGGAAACGACGAAUGAAAUAAACAGUGAGUUUGAGAGGGGGUGGAAAGAGAAAAUGGCUAAGCACGACUAAAUCAACGUAUGCAAAACCCGAAAUGUGAUUUGGAAUACUAGGGAGAAAGAAGAAGAACGAAAAAGAAAAAUACGAACCAAAACGGAGAAAAACAUACAAAACCUCGGUCUAUCCGCCGCCCAACCCACGCUAUGCAAUCAUGUCCUGACAUAACCUAUCUUAUCAACUACUUCGAAAGAAAGACAUUUCAUUUCCUAGAACGAGUGUUCGCACUUGGGCGUGUUCCAUGAUGGCCAACCUUUUGCUCGGAGGGCGAUUUCGGAGAUUUCACCUUCGAAUGAAGAUCACGCGGCUUGCCUGAUGCGUAUGCAGGUACGCCAGCAGUCAACUCGGCAACAGAAGGAAGCUGUUGGCCCGAACCUCGCACUGCGGAAUCUCGUUUCGGUCUCGACGCUGCUGUGUUGAUUCUGCGCAGCUUUGGCGGUGGCUGCUCCGUUGUUGGAUGCCUGAGUAGAAACGGCAAUACACCGGCUCGUCUCGCCAUCUCGUGCUCUCCUAGCUGCCAGUGCAUCGCUUCGGCUGCUCUCCACGGAAUACCCAUUUCGAAUGCUAUUUUGGACCACAUGUCUGCUUUGAAUCUGCAUGUGGUUAUGAGGUCUGAGUCAACAACUGCUCUCGUAUUUACAUGUACGCGUUACUCUUUUAUAAGGGGAGCUUACCUUUCGUAUAGUCUAGCCAGUUUGUUCUUACGGUCCUCAUCCCACUCACUCCGUCGCUCGAGAUAAUUUUGGUAGUGGAGUCGGCAGCUAAGGGCGCUUCGUCCGGGCAGCAUUUUGCUGAUGUCCUCCCACUUUAACCCGUUGCCUCGAAGCUCUGUGAUCAGAGCAUCUUCCUGGGGUGACCAUUUCGAUUGCUUUUUGGCCGGAAUUUCAAAAGACGGGGCAGGCUGGAGACGUUUUCCUGGUCUUGAGGAUAAUGGGACCUGAGGAUCAGGUAAAGACUUCACGUCUGCCUCUGCGAUUACACGGUCCGAUUUCACGUUCCUGGCAUUUGUAUCCUUCUUUUCCGCCUCCUCAUCGUAAGACUGCAAAAGCGACGCGAUAUCCACCUUUUCUGCGGGAGUUUGUUGACGGAUAUGCAAGAUGUCCAUGUGCUCUCACCCUAGUUGGUCUAAGCCGGAUUUACCAAUUCCUCCGUGACCCGCGAGAGAAAACUAUACUUGCCACUCGAUCCAGCCACGGUGUCUGUUUGGCGGCAGGAGGAAGGGGAGACGUAGAAGACAACCCCAAAAGAUGAUCGAUAGGAAUCGAAAACCAGUUCCCUGAAGGGAAGGAAAAUGGAAUGGGUCAGAUAUUCCAGAAUCUGGUUCCUAAGAUGGUGAACAGCACGCGAGCAAGAAUAAAUAUAUCGGCGAAGUUUGAUUUAAACCUGAUGAAGUCGAUCAUCCGCCACCGCUCCUACGCCAUGUGGGUGCGACAGCAAUAGGGCGGAAACCAGGCUAGAUGAACGGUCAAAGGAAAGGGCCCAGGUCAAGGAAAGGAAAAGCUUCCUCUGUCCCAAUGUGGUACAGUACCGCUCUGAUCUAGAAAGGGUGGGAAGCUCCCUGACAAGAAAUAAUAAAAAAUAAGGGCGAGGGAAAGAGAGUCGGUCUAACUAGUGCUGCCUUAUUUUCCGCUUUGGGGGUCCUCGACCAAUGGUUGGGAAAGCUGGGAUGUUACAAGAUCACUGGCUACCGUCGUCCUUCGCUCCACGAACGAACUUGCAGGCGUCAGUUUCCACCUGUUGUUGCGUGCCUUAUAGUUGAGUCACGAGUGGCAAGGGGAUAAUAGCGGGAGAAAACAAGCAGGCAACAAAAGACAGGGCAAGUGAACAUGUUCCUGUUGUUGGUGGAUAUGUCAAGGAGGAACUGAAAGAAAGAAGGACGAGCGGGAUCAAGCCAGGGUUAAAGACAUCAAUCAACUAUCAGCAUCUUGUUAAAGCUGGGGCUUUCCGAAGCAGCUAAAUAUACGACAUAUUAUGAUUAUUAUUUUUUUUUUCUUGAAUUUUUCAAUUAUUAUUUUUUCUAAGGAAAGGAAAUUUUUAAGUCAUUUCACAUGUAAAUUUUACUUUUUUUUCUCCCUAUCUUGCUUUUCGGUUGGUCCAUCUUUCGUACCUGGACCAAAGUUCCUUGCACAUCAUUGCAAGCUCGAAACCCAAGUCCGAGUCUACUCGCCUUCGUUACGCUUAACCUUUUGCUGCCACACGCGAUGAGCAGUGAGAAAAAGACCCGGAAGAAUGCAAAAAUAAAUAAUAAAUAAAAAAAGUGGAAGUAUUAAAAAUUUAAGAAAUAAAAAUUAUAAAACUGGCUUGUUUUAUUCCGGGGUGACACGUACGUUCGUCUCAUGUCUGCUGAACAUAAUGCAGCUGCUGAACUUUUCUUUCUU
Messenger RNA from Blastomyces dermatitidis ER-3, 3670 nucleotides. RefSeq names its product tRNA (uracil-5-)-methyltransferase TRM9. The record is from RefSeq and is a predicted model, not a curated record. Gene Ontology annotation, molecular function: S-adenosylmethionine-dependent methyltransferase activity; tRNA binding. The transcript has 4 exons. Gene Ontology annotation, biological process: tRNA wobble uridine modification. NCBI's taxonomy places the organism in Eukaryota, Fungi, Ascomycota, Eurotiomycetes, Onygenales, Ajellomycetaceae. Bases 352 to 1059 code for a protein of 235 amino acids. Gene Ontology annotation, cellular component: cytoplasm; nucleus.